GCAGUUGUCUCGCAGCAUCUUGCAGGGAUGGACAACAGCCUUGGGAGUCUCUUUGCAGAGGAGGGGCCAGAAGGUGCAGGGCACUCGAAGGGUGAGAAACUAUUGUAAGCGCAGACGGCAACACAAGAGGAGGAGAUUGUGGGACAAGCAUAGUAAUGAAGGGGCGGUGGUUGUGGAGAGUGAAAUGGGAGCAGGGCUAUAGGCAAGCUGGGGUUAAGCAGACCCUGCAAGAGGAUGAGCCCCGGGUAGGGCUCUGAGGGGGUCUGUCUGACAUGACCCAUUCUCAUCUCCUGCUUCACACCAAAUUGGCAUUGGCCUCUGCCAGUUGUCUGUGCCACCACUGAUUUACAAAGGCCUGCUGUGCACGGGUUAGAGACAAUAUUGCAAAAGACCUUGAGCAUCUAGAGGGUCUUUGGCUGGUCUUUUGCCCUCGGCAGACUGUGAAAUGUCAGCUGCUUUUAUUUUUUUCCCCUACAAAUAAAGUCAGGGUCUGUUUGCACCUGGAAUGCUCCUCAGAAUUUCCCUUUCCCGGCAGGAAGGGGCCUGGGGAGAUGGUGGACGGAAGGACCGGCAUGGCUGGUUUGGAUGGCUCUGCUGCAAUCCCACGUUUAGUUGGAAGAUACGGGCUCAUAAAAAGCUCUAACCUGGGCUUCCUCUCUGUGCCGUGCCUCCUGAAGGGCUCCUUCCCCUCCUCCUCAUGACUCUGCGGACCAUCUCCCCUCCCAUUCAGCCCUGCGUACCAUUGCUCCGGCAGGUGUAACAGUCCAUUAGACGGGUGAAUGAAAGAGUGCAAAGCCUGGAUGCGAGGUGCAAAGCCUGUGCUAUGCGGCAGCCCAGGUCUUUGCAGACCACAGGACUCUGUCUUAGAUGCAAAGUAUCUGAUGGGCUAAGGAUUUCCCAGCCUCGGGGCUGCCAGCUGCGCUGCCACCCGCCUGACUUGUUACGUACCCAGCCAGUUCCUCGGCUUCACGUGGGGAGGGGACGCUGGCCAACAAAUGGUCUCUGUGAGUUGCAGCGAGCCACUACCCGCUUCCGACUCCCCGACUGACUCGCUGAGCACCCCUCAGCGAGACAGCAUUACCGCAGCUCUUCAGACCAAGAUGCCGCCCUCGAUGCUGCUGGAGAGCUGCAACGAGGGGGUGCCCAGCGUACCAGGGGGCUCCGCUGUUCUGUUUCCAGAUGGCAUUGGCCCCGUGCAAGAUGCUCCUCUCCCUCCGUCCAAGUUUAAGAAGGAGGGUGAGAAACCCCAAGCUACCAUCUAUGAGGCACACUUGAAGCUGCCUGACUUCUGUUCCAGCCUCUCCCGGGACUUCAUCCCCACCCUGGAGGAGAUCGAGGAGUUCUUGAAGGAGAAGAUGGAGCUCCUCAAGGAGGAACUGGGUGAGAAGCAGCCGGUGGGAGGCAAGCUCGAGUUCAAGUCAGAGAUCAACCUGGGAAACUCUGGGGUGCAGCUCGUGCCCAGGAUGGUCACGGAGGGGGAUACAUCAAGCCCAACCCAGGCUGUGUUGGUGCCUGGGGCCACUGAUCUGGUGACAGCUCUCGGGAGCAUCCCUGUUAUCCUCCAGAUCCAACCCAUCCAGGGGAACAGUGCGAGCCCCCCUCCCCAGGAGGCUUUGGGGAGCAUCAAGGUGGCACACUUGGUCAUCAGCGUGCAGGGCCAAAGCCUGACCCUUCUCCCUCAGGCUGCCGAGCCCCCUGGGACCGUCUCAAAUCAGAAGUACAUCAAAAUUGCCCCCCUGCCUGUGGCUCUGAGGCCCGGGGAUCUGGGGGCUGUGCGAGCGGCUGAGGCCACCCCCAAGUGCCAGAAGGCUGCCUCUCCCAUUCUCCGUGUCCACCAGUGCUCCCACCCCGGCUGCAGCAAGACGUACACCAAGAGCUCCCACCUCAAAGCACAUUUCCGGCGCCACACUGGAGAGAAGCCUUACAUCUGCCUGUGGCCCAACUGUGACUGGAGGUUCUCCCGGUCGGACGAGCUAUCCCGCCACAAGCGCUCCCACUCCGGGGUCAAGCCCUACCAGUGCAUGGCCUGCGAGAAGAAGUUUACCCGCAGCGACCACUUGGCCAAGCACACGAAGAUCCACAAGAGCCAGCGCGGAGCUGGGAGCCGGACAGCUCAGGGCAUUGGCAGCAGUUAACCCUCUUGCUCCUGCCUGAUGGUGCCGGGGUGGAAACCAGCUGAGCCAGAGGCUGAACAGCAGUGCAAGCAGCCUCUCCUUUGGCAGGAGAGGGAAGGGACUCUUUGUGCAGGCUGUGGACGAUCCAAGGUCUAUCUCUGCCCAGUAGUGCCUUAUAGUCAGGGCCUGUCUCUGAUGGAGCCGUGUCCCCUCUAAAUACAUAUCAUAUACAUGAUAGAA
Molecule: messenger RNA, 2354 nt
Organism: Alligator mississippiensis (American alligator)
Lineage: Eukaryota; Metazoa; Chordata; Crocodylia; Alligatoridae
Product: Krueppel-like factor 15
Exons: 3
Coding region: 996-2135 (379 amino acids)
Biological process (GO): regulation of transcription by RNA polymerase II
Molecular function (GO): RNA polymerase II cis-regulatory region sequence-specific DNA binding; DNA-binding transcription factor activity, RNA polymerase II-specific
Source: RefSeq, a predicted model, not a curated record